AUGGCUCAACGCACCAAGAAGGUUGGAAUCAUAGGUAAAUACAGAACCUCUUACGGUGCCUCCCUCAGGAAAAUGGCAAAGAGGAGUGAAAUAAGUCAGCAAGCCAAAUACACUUGCUCCUUCUGUGGCAAAACCAAGACAAAAAGAGGAGCUGUGGGGAUCUGGCUCUGUGGCUCCUGCAUGGAAACCAUUGCUGGUGGUCCCUGGACCAGCAACACUACAUCUGCCUCACAGUAA
Messenger RNA from Enhydra lutris kenyoni (northern sea otter), 237 nucleotides. RefSeq names its product 60S ribosomal protein L37a-like. The transcript has a single exon. Lineage: Eukaryota; Metazoa; Chordata; Mammalia; Carnivora; Mustelidae. Bases 1 to 237 code for a protein of 78 amino acids. Gene Ontology annotation, biological process: translation. The record is from RefSeq and is a predicted model, not a curated record. Gene Ontology annotation, cellular component: ribosome. Gene Ontology annotation, molecular function: structural constituent of ribosome.